Messenger RNA from Branchiostoma belcheri (Belcher's lancelet), 2505 nucleotides. Its product is annotated as NLR family CARD domain-containing protein 4-like. The transcript has 4 exons. Lineage: Eukaryota; Metazoa; Chordata; Leptocardii; Amphioxiformes; Branchiostomatidae. Bases 1 to 2505 code for a protein of 834 amino acids. The record is from RefSeq and is a predicted model, not a curated record.
AUGGCAAAGGUGAUAAAGAUGACACUGCAAGUAGAACUGACAGGAGUAGCGCUACGCAAGCAAAGACUACAAUCCACUUCUAAGACUUUCAAUGUACAAACUACCGUGACUGGUGACCAUAACAUCACCGUGACAACUGGGGACCAUUCAGUAGUUAACAUCUACCAGGAACCUAACUCAUGCUCACAAGACUCAAGUGACACAGCAAGCAAGCCAUUCCCACUGGAGAAAUGUCAAGAAGCUCUCAAGAACCACUACAAAAAGAGACGAGGCAAAAUCCAGCUCCUACCAUGGAAUAAGGACAACACCAUCAAUGUCGAUGAUAUUUUCACCAGUGUAGAUCUCAUGGUUCACAACAAAUGUGGCAGAGACUUCAAAAGGGAACCAGUGGACUCUAUAGAAGACAUAUUCAGUAGUAGAGCAGACUGUCCAUAUCCCCAGCACAUUUUGAUAUGGGGUGCAGCAGGGAUAGGAAAGACCACCAUUCUAGCAAAACUGGUGACGGUUUGGGCAAAUGAGUCUUCGGAAGCCUUGAAGAAGUAUGACCUGGUCUUUGAGCUUGCCUUGAGAGAGGUUAAGAAAUCACAAUCGUUAGUCGACUGCAUCUUUGACCAGCUGCUACCAGAUGAUGUAGACUUUUCCCAAGAUGACCUCUUGGAGUUCAUCAAAGAUAAUGAUAGAGUUCUCAUCAUUCUAGAUGGGUACGAUGAGUUUGAAAUAGAUUUGGGGUCUGAGGAAAUCCACAGGCUCCUCAACUACAAAAUUCUGCAGAAAAGCACUGUUGUCGUCACCACAAGACCAACACGUAUCUCUGACGCUGUCAACCUAAUGGACCCAGAUACACGAGUAGAGAUUGUAGGUUUCAGUCCCGACAACAUUGUUUCCUUUGUUCGCAACUGGUUCAGCAAGAGCCCAGAGCAAGGACAGGCACUGUUACAGAGAAUCAGCCCCACAAUUCUGCACACAGGAAUCCUGUCUGUGCCUUUCCUUCUUGUCCUAACUUGUCUUCUUUGGGAAGAGGACAGUAACAUUCCAGUAAGUGACCAAGUUAGCCCACUGUAUGAUCGCCUAGUAGAAUACCUGUCAAGAAGGUACAAGACAAAAGACACAAAUCCCCAAACUGCAGAAGAGAUUGAACAAACAUUGGCAUCACUAGAAGAGCUAGCAUUUGACAGUUUGCUAAAGAAUACCCUUCUCUUUAGUGAAGAAGAUGUACAAAAGUAUUGCAAGGGUGGAUAUGAAGCUCCCGUACAUUUGGGACUCUUGCUAAUGCAGAAGAACUCAUCUAAACUGGACCCUGCAAACCAGUUCUCAUUCUCACACAAGACCAUGCAGGAGUAUUUUGCAGGGAGACAUCUUGCAAGCAAACUACAGAAUCAAGACGAUGCAUCAAGGAAAGAAACACUCUGUCGCUGCUUUCCAGAUCUGAAGAGCAUCCUGCAACUCAACAACUUACUAGUGUUCACUUGCGGAAGGCUUGGCCAAGACGCAAUCUUCAUCCUCUCACACCUUGAAGACAUUUUUAGCACUUCCAAUGUAAAACACUUGGAGGAUGAGUUCUACACCUUCUUCCACAAAGCAAUGUUUCCAAGGAGAUGGAACACGGACGUAAAGUUGGAAGGCGUCUCUGACAACCAAGGCAAGGAAGUAGAGUUGCGGUGUGUUGGACAAUGGAACGAUUAUCCACGUGAGCUCCUUGUCUACCAAAACAGUAUGGAGGUUUUCUUGCUCUGCUGCUACGAGAGUGGGCACACAGAAAAUUUUGACGAAGUGCUGUUCAAGAGAAACACCAUCCAGUUCUCAGGAGCUGACCCGCGACUGUACAGCGUGCUGUCACAUGCGGUAGUGAAUGGCAAGGAAAAGGUCGAGAAGCUCUGUUUGGUCAACACGCAACAGUAUGUCCUUGGGAGUGUCCUUGAGCAGCUGCAUGUGCUGUCCAACCUCACUGAGCUGAACCUGCGACAGUCACGACUGGGACAGCCAAAACCUGAGUGCACUACACCUGACAGACUAAUGAGAAAGUUUUCGAUAAGACAGCUGUCAAAACAAGUAGAUAACGUAUAUGUGGAAAAAGCACCUGGUCUCCUGGCCAAGCAUCUUCCAUCUUUAAGACUUCUGAAGAAGCUGAUCAUCUCAUGGAAUGACCUUGGACCUGAAGACAUGAAACAGCUCCUUCCUGCCAUUCAACAGUUGAAUGACCUUGAGGAACUCUUCCUCUCAGGAAAUGACCUGACCAACCUCGGCAAGGAUGUUGCUGACCUUGUGGCUUCUCUACCCAAGUUGAAAGUCUUCAAAGUGUACUUCUGCCGGCUGUGCUUGGAGGAGCUGUUGGAAAUAGCCUCCAGUCUCCAACAACAAUGUCCAGACCUGGAGCUGUUCGACUUCCAGUUGAAUCCAGUCAAGAUGGGAGAGUCUGCCGUGAUUGGGGAGGAAGAGAAACAAGCAGUUUGUGAAAAGUUGAACAGUGGAGUGAAAGUAUGUUGGGAAUCCAUACAGAUGUCUUAG